Molecule: messenger RNA, 10313 nt
Organism: Eriocheir sinensis (Chinese mitten crab)
Lineage: Eukaryota; Metazoa; Arthropoda; Malacostraca; Decapoda; Varunidae
Product: supervillin-like
Exons: 26
Coding region: 381-8108 (2575 amino acids)
Biological process (GO): cytoskeleton organization; actin filament severing; actin polymerization or depolymerization
Cellular component (GO): actin cytoskeleton; cytoplasm
Molecular function (GO): actin filament binding; phosphatidylinositol-4,5-bisphosphate binding
Source: RefSeq, a predicted model, not a curated record
GACAGACUGAGUGUAAACCAUAACCCUGAAAAGACCAAGACGUGACCGUAAAAGGAAAACGAAAAAACAGGAAAAGAAAGAAAAUAAAACAUGAACGCCAAACACCAAGUUACACACCUCGCCUGACCGUCCUCGAGCCGAUCCCCUGUUUGUGUUUGUGUGUGUGUUUGUGUAUGAAGAGACACGGAGAGACGGAGGGAGGCGAGGGAGGAGGAGAGAUUGAGAAGAGGAGAGGAAGAUUUUUCGUUCUGAUCUCGGGGGAAGCGAAGAGGUGAAGCCAACAUGCCCGAAGCUUCACUUGUCCUCGAGAAGCUUAGAGCAUAAACCGGUGACCCUCCCCCUCCUCCUCCUCUUCCUCCUCUUCCUCCUCCUUCUCCGUCAUGGCCACCAGCUGCGCCUACAACCGGAGUAUGUUUCUUCGGCGCCUUGAAUUUUGGGAAGACACCCCGAGACGGAGGCGGCGUCGCGGGCCCUUGUCGCCAGUAAGCAGCAGCAGCGGCAGCGGCGGCGGCGGCGGCGGCGGAUUAUCCGUGUCUGGAGGCGAGCCGCUCAAGACCCCGGAGGUGGUGCGUCAUGUGGUGUCGCGCCUCACGCCCCCAGUCACCUCGCCCACGCAGCCUGCGGCCCUGUCCUCCACCUUGCAGCCGUCCCAGCAACCCUCCGCCCCAGCCCACACCUUCCAGCCCAUCCAGCCCGCCGCAGCCCCGGACUCCACGCACUCGGCGCCAUCCACGCUCGACUCCCGCUCAAGGUAUGCACAAGACGGCGACGCGCGGCCCUCCGAAGGUCGUCGCCUGAGUGGGUCGCUGGCACCCGAAGCGGAGGAGGGAAUACGUCGAGUGCCGCCCAAAUUGGCGCCACUGCGGAAGCCUGACAUACCCGACGUGCUGCGCCCCAAGGACACCACCGGCCUCGCCUCUCCGGGUGUGGUGAACACGCCGCCCAACUCCCGACCUUCAUCUGUGGUACUAGAAAAACCGCCGCUCGCCCCCGAGGGUCAGCGACCGGUCACCCUCCGCACUUCCCUCAGGAAGCCCACGGAUAUCGGCACGUGUUUUAUGGCAACGCGGCGGGAGAAGCGUGAAGACACGAAGCCUGAGAACGUGUUCCGCGACCAGCUGCAGCGGCCCAAGAAGGGAGACAGGCUGUCGAAAUCAGACAUGAAUCUGAAGCUUGAGAGCAGCUACUCCGGGAAGCAGGAAGACCUCCUCUCACCCGGCAGCUCUGACCUGGAAGUGGCUGGCCUCUCCGUCUCCCCCACCGCCGCCACCUCUCCCGGCGCCGCCCCCCUCGGCUCCGAUGAAGGCAUGAGCAGCCGCCUGGAGGCCCUCACGGCUCGGGCCAAGGAAACAAUGGAUCGAGUGGACCGUCUGGGGAAGGACAGCACCCCGCCGCCCCCGGAGAGCACCCCGCCAGAGGAGAGCGCCGACAGCAUGGUGCACGAGUGUGAGCAGUACCUCACUGUGAACGCCGGCCGGAAGGAGAUGAGCGGGGGCGUGAGGCCUCGAGAAAUCGUUUUGAGUGACACGCGCAGUGAUCAUACCACUGUGCAGUCCCCGGCCGUCAAGAAGGGCGUAAUCUCAGACACGGGUCAGAAAAACUGGGUCGGGGGCUCUGAAGGACGUAGUAAAGAAAGUAAGCGGUUGGCUAUGGAAAAAGAAAUAAGUAAAGAUGUGAAGCGAGAGCCUAGCCAAGCAGCAGGACCGGUGAAGAUGACUGCUGCCUCCGCUGUGCCUUCAGGGCCCCCGGACCACGCAAUGAUAGGAAGCGACAGUUUGAGCCCCCCGCCCGAAGAGGUGGUGCAUGGCCUCCGUCAUGUAGGAUACGCUGACGAGGAAAUCGGCUCUCCUGACUCCGUGCAGCUGAGAAGCCCAGACCAUCGCAGCGGCAGCAGCAGCGGCAGCGGCAGCAAGCGCAGUUCCCGACGCUGCUCCCUCGAGGGCGACACUCCCCAGGCUGUGUCACCCGACCCCCAGUCCAUCCUGAAGCAUCGCUCCUCCCGGGAGGACGUGACUUUAGAUCGGCCCACGACGCCGGAGCCGCACAGUAUUCUGAAGCGAAAGACCAGCUCGCGCACGUCCAGCAUCGACAUAGUGGAAGGGGAGCCGAGGCCCAUCCUCAAGAAGAAGAGCAGCAUAGAGGAACUGGACCACUUCGAGCCGCGGCCAAUACUCAAGAAGAAAUCCUCCACGGACGACGAGCUGGACGACAGGCCGCGAUCCAUCCUCAAGGGAGGACGCAGCAGAGAGGACCUCGACCUUGCCGAAGGGUUCGUGUCGCCGAAUCCGAUUCUGAAGAGAUCUCCCCGGUGUGAUAGCGAAGGGGAGGGAGAGCUGCGCCCCAUCCUCAAGAGGAGGGAUACUACCGACGGCGUUCGACUUAGACUCCACGUGUCUGACGGCGAGGACGUGGAGGGUGAAGUGCCUAGCGUGAGGGUGAGGAGUGACUCCGCACCCGAGGCUGUGAUACGUUUAGGAGGGCACUCUCCCCCUGCGCUGUCGGCCACGCCCUCACAUGGCAUUCUGAAGAAGCGUGGCUCGCAGUCCCCAGGGCGCUUUGACCAGAUGGACAGCGAGCUGGGUGCCAUCCUGCGCUCCCGGAGGUCACAGGACGCAGACAGUGAUAGUGAAGCAACGAAUCGUCCCCAGAGCCCCUCCCUCGUGGCGCUGACCAGGCGUGAGGACUCCGCGAGGUCCGGCGAGCGGCCCCUGAGUGUGGCCGAGCGGGUGGCCGGCAUGGAGGCCGCCCGACAGGAGCCGGCGGCCCCGCAGCUCUCCCCCACCCCCGCGCGCAGCCCAGGCGCGCGGCCCAAGCUGACGCCGUCCUUCCUCGACCGCCCCCCAACGCCCACCGAGAAGGGGAGAGACAAUCGAAGAAACAGUGCCUUUGGCCAGGCGGCAGACCAAUCUCCCGGCGACGGCGCGGAGGCCAUAAAUGAAGCUUUCUUGGACCGUCCAGUGGCCGAGGCGUACAACAGUGCCAUGUACCCCGACAGUGACGCCGCGCCCACCGCGGCCUCGCUGGUGUCGCAGAAGGCCGCCUUCUUCGCCCAGCUGGAGCGUGAGCAGAAGACCCUGCCAGACCCCGCCGGGCCCAUCCACGGCAGCCGCUUCGCCUCCCGCCGGGACCGGGGCGCCAGGCAUGCCACACAGCCAGUCACUGAAGAUGAAGUGAGUCAAGCCUCCCGGCUCGCCGAGGCCUCAGACUCAGCCUCGCAUGACUCAGACUCUGCCCCACCGCGCCGAGACUCACUGCCCUGGAAGAGCAGCACGCAGCAAGAGGCUAGUGGCGGCCAGGGCAGCACAAGCAAGAAUAGCACCAGUAACAGUGUUGGUGCCAAAGUGGCCCUGUGGACUAAGAUGCUUGAGGAGGAACGCUCUCCUGCCCCUCCGCUUGACGGGGCCCAGAGUGUGCGCCGCAGGACUCGUGCCGCGCGCUUCAAGACACAGCCCGUCACCAUGGAGGAGGUGGCCCAUGCACAUGCCCUAAACAGCCAGGUCGUCCGCACCCACUCGGGACCCCUUGAGACACAGGAAAUAGCGAGCGGUUUUAGGGCUGCCCGCGAGGCUGUGCUGAGGAAUGCUGCCGAGGUGAUGCAGGGCCUCACCCCCGGCUCCUCCCCGCGGCGGCGUUCCAGCAGCAGGAAGACCUCCGUCAACGAGCCGGAGGAUGACUCGUCAAUAGAUCCUGUGAGGGGCAUCUUGAAGCGGGAUGGUUCUGGCGGCUCACGGGAGAUCCAGCGUGACAGCCCUCGCUCCAUCCUCAAGCACUUCUCCGACUCCCGCCGCGCCUCCUUCUCCGAGUCCGAACACCCUCGCGGCAUUCUGAAGUCCGACAGCCCCCUCCCACCCCCUGUCGGCUCCCCGGAACACGAGGCCAAGCUGCUCAGGGGAGUGCUGAAGAAAGACUCAAGUUUGGAGGACUCUAAAGAAAUAAAGUCCAUCCUCAAGCCAGAGUCACAAUCCCUGGAACGUGACCACUCCUCUGACUCCUCCUCAGACGAUGUGACCCUCACCACGGGGAACAACACGCAGGGUCCAGAGUGCGACAUCGCCGACUCCAUCCGCGACAUUGACCCAGUGCGCCACAAGGAUGACCAGUAUAAGGGCGACACCCCCCACAAGGCCGACCCCUACAAGACCGAGCACCACCGCGCCGACCUGGCCGAGGCUCUGAGGCACGUGGAGCCCAUCAAGUCCAGGGAUGACCUUGCCGAGGCGCUGAGGCAGAUCGAGCCCAUCCACCACAAGGAGAGGAGCAGAGAGAGGGAAGACCGGGGGAGGGAGGAAAGUGUGUCCGUUAGCAUCAGGGAAUAUUCAGCGACAUCCAGAGUGACAUCCAGUAUGGCGGCCAUGGUAGCCACGGCCUCCUCCAUGACCUCCCAGGCUUCGGCCAUCACAAACUCGUCCUCGUCCACCUCGGAGAACGAGCUGAAGGUCAUCAAGAACGAGGUGGUGACGAGACGCAAGGCCACGCACUCCCGGAAGUACGACGAUCGACGGAGCAUGGUGGAGCUUCGGAGCAUUGAGAGGACCACAGACGGCUCCUUCGGGCAGCAUGACACUAGUGAGUCCUCCUCCUCCUCCUCCGAGUCCUCUGAGGGGCAGGUGAAGGGGCCAAGGACACCCUCCAGCCACCUCAGGUCCUCCUACAUCACCUCCGAAAUGGACGCGUCACAGAUUCUCCGACAGUCGCCGAUUUUCAGGAACCGCACGUCCUCCUCGCCCACGGAGCCCACGGGGGAGAAGACGAGCGGCAGCAGCAACCCGCCCUCCGCGCAGACCAUCAACGCCAGGUUGGCGGCGCUGCAGAGGAGUGGCGAGGAUGGCUGGAAGAACAGAGUCAAGAAGGACGGCAAAGACUUCAACUCCAAUGUCACUCUCAGGCCAAAGCCCGUGGGAGGCCAUCGGGAGCGGCCGGUCAGCCUCAUGGACAGAGUGUCGGCCCUGGAGACGUCUUCCCAGCAAUGGCGGGGCCGCGUCACCCAGUCGGAUGCCACCAAGUUCACAGUGGCUCACAAGAUGGCCUCCUCGUCCACCUCCUCCGUGCCAUCCAUCGUCAGUGGGGGGAUGAGCCCCGUCAUCGCGCUGAGCACAGAGCAGUUACACACCCCCACGGGAAGCCCUCUCGCCGAGCGCAAAAAGAGGUCUCCAUGCCAGAAAGUCUUCAAGAGUAAGACUGGAGGAAAUAUUCCCUCCCUCGUGAACAAGUCUAGUCCAUCCAGCCCGAGGAAGGCCUUCAGGCGCAGUAUUUCCACCCCACAGGACGGUGAAAAGAAAGCUGAGGUCCAGGAAGGCAACAGUGUGUCCGUGCCUCAGGUUGAUGACGAUUCCUUCAAUGCCUUCUUCAGCAAAGUUCCUGACAGUCCGUCACUCGCCUCAGAUGACACGCCGGAGAUCAACGAGGCGGACUUCGACCACAUAUCAGUCACAGCUUCCCAACUCGUGGUGAAGAGGAGGAGUGUGCGUGUUGCCCGCCGCCAGGUGGCCUCCCGCAACCCACUCAAGGCCUUGGCGGCGAGGGAAGACAUCAAGUCCGAGUACAUGGAGGUCAAGAUGGGCACGGGGGAGAAGGAGCUGCGCAGGAUGAAGGUGGAGGAAUUGUCUAAGAACUCCUCUCUGGCCGUUGAGGCGUUGGCUGGGUUGGCGUCCAGGGAAAACUUCUCAGCUGUUGCCCUGAAGAAGGUGGAGAACAACCCAGUGGUGCGAGAGAUGCCGCCUUACACAUCCCUCAUGCUGCUCCACGUCAAGGGCCGCCGCCACGCCCAGACCCGCCUGGUGGAGCCGCUGGCCGCCAACAUCAACACAGGCGAUGAUUUUGUCCUCAUCACACCGUCAGACAUCUUCCACUACAAAGGAGAGUUUGCCAAUGUGAUAGAGAGGGCAAAGGCUGCUGAGAUCGCCCAGUACAUCCUGCAGAAGAAGGACAUGGGCGUCGCCGCGACCAGGGUUGUGGAAGUUGAUGAACAGUCCCCAAGUGCACGGAAGGCAAAGUUCUGGCAACUUCUUGGCGGUGACGAGUGGAGCGAGGCGGAGCCAGCAGGUCUCCCUGAGGAGGACGAGUACGUGGAGGCGGCGCUGGUGGCGGCCAACAAAGUGUACGAGGUUCAGGAAGACUCACUUGUGCCUCUGCCGGACUCCUGGGGACAGAUGCCCAAAAUAGAAAUCCUCUCAUCUGAUAAGGUCUUGGUGCUGGACUUUGGCUCUGAACUUUACAUCUGGGCGGGCAAGCGAGCCUGCGGGGACGAGCGGCGGCAGGGCGUGGCGCUGGGCCGGGAGCUCUGGGAGGAGGAGUACGACUACUCAGAGUGUGACAUCAACCCCAUCAUGCCCAUGACACCAGUGGCUAAGGCAAAACUGAAAGGUACUCGCCCAGAGUGGGGACUGUGUGCCAAACUCACAGAAAAUGUGGAAACCAUCCUCUUCAAGGAGAAGUUCAUUGAUUGGCCCGACCUUGCCCAGCAAUCUAGGAUCAAGGAGGUGAAGAAAGAGCUUGACCGCUACGUGGCCCCGGUGUGUGAGCUCCAGCCCUGCGACGCCAAGAUGAUGCUGGAGGAACUGCCGCAAGAGCCUGACUUGGUCCUGGAAAUGUCCCACCUGGGCCGCGGCGUGGAGUACUAUGACGAAGAGGAGCGACGCCUGUUGACCAUUUCCACGAACGACUUCAAAGUGUGGCAUGUGUCAGAGUACGGGAAAGUGCUGAUGAGCGAGGCUUCCCGCACCCACCUGUACACCGGGGACACCUAUGUUGUCCGCUGGUACUACCUUGUGACGGCCACUGGCAGGACUCUCAAAGGAGAGCCAUCCAAACACAACGUUACUGGCAGAACCCGGGUGGCGUACUUCUUCUGGCAGGGCUCUGACAGCUCCGUCUCAGACAAAGGUGUGUCCGCCCUGAUGACGGUGGAGCUGGACGAGGAGCGAGGGCCCCACGUGAGGGUCUCCAUGGGGUCGGAGCCUCCAGCCUUCCUCAACCUGUUUAAGGGCGGACUUGUCAUACACAGAGGCCGGCAGGAUGACGAACACCCACAGAAAGACUGGAAACUGUUUAUUGUGCGAGGAGAGCUGGAAAACGAGGGGCACCUGGUGGAGGUGGAUGUGGACUCCAGUCACCUCAGGUCCCGAGGGUGCCUUGUGCUGGUCAGCUUGAACACAGGCGUCAUCCACCUCUGGCUUGGCGCGAAGGCCCUCAAGGGAACCAGAGAGGUUGCAACCACCACGGCCCAGAAGCUCUUGGAGACCUCAGACUCUGACAUGGGAUGGAGAAGCACCACCACCAAGAAGAUCAAGAAGCAGUAUGAGGGCGCCGAGUCCAGAGACUUUUGGGAAGGCUUUGGAGGCUCGAAGAACAAACACUACUCGCUGCUUGACGAUGAACACUCCUAUGAUUGGACGCCGCGAGUCUGGCAUCUGGAGGCAAAACACGACUCCUUCCAAGCCUCAGAGAUUGUGUGCUCCUACAGGGCAACCUCCACACCCAACCCUCUGCCUGUGGUGCAGUCGGACCUCUACUCGGCCCAGCAACCAGCGUUGUUCAUGGUGGACAGCGGGCACCGAGUGUGGGUGUGGCAGGGCUGGUGGCCGGAUGAGUCAUCUGAGGGUGAUGAGUUCAGUGCCACCGGCUCUGCUGUUCUAAGGUUCAACUUUGCCCGGCGCGCUGCACUGCAAACAGCACUCAACUACUGCCAGCUGAAGGCAAAGGCUCAAGCCAAGUCUCUGGCAGCAAAAAGCUACAAAAAGACUGAGGUGGAGGUGUCAGUCGUGGAGCCACAGUUGGUCGUGGCCGGCAUGGAACCUGCAGAGUUCACAAAUGUCUUCCCAGUUUGGACGCCCAGACCUGAAGUCACUGCCAUCCAAGAGAAGGAGGGCCGUUGGAAGCCUGGUGGCCAGCACCUGGUGGCCACCAUCCUGGCCCAGCUCUCCCGCACGCAGUACUCCCUGGCCGAGCUGACGGCCAAGCCGCUGCCUGACGGAGCAGACCCGCUGCACCUGGAGGUGUACCUCAGCCCGGAGGAGUUCACCGAGGCGCUGGGAAUGAGUCGGGACGACUUUUAUAGCCUACAAGCCUGGAAACAGACCGAAAUAAAGAAGAAAGCAAAAUUAUUUUAGUAACUAUAGUCACUAUUGGCAGGUGUGUUCACUGACUCAUGAAUCUGUACAGUGUCAGACUUAUUUUGGAUAAUAAGGUCAGUGAACACACAAAUAUUUAUUUGAUAUAUUUUUAUGAAAACAUAUAUAUUUAUAAUUGGGAAUUGCUUCUUAGUGACCGGCAGAUUCACGAUGGUUUUGAGCUUUAACUCAUGAUAUUUAUGUGUACAUUUCCUGUGUGGUUUUAAUGGAAACUACUUCACACCUACACAUUUUACGGUUCUUCCAUUUCACUGGUAAAUUUAACAGUAAGCUUCCCUUGAACUGGAAACAUUGCAUUGUGAAUAAAUAGGAUUUGUAUUUUUGUGCACAAGGCUUUUGUAGCUACAAGGCAGUGUUGAUGGGGGUGCAGGGGAGGGCCGUGUGCCCCACCUCCUGCUCCCUGUCUCUCCUUUUUACUAAUGGCAACUGAUCUAUGUGCCUUCUAUAUGCUAGCCUGCAUUUGUAUGCCAAAUUUUAGUAUUUUUUUGCAGUUUCACCUCAGUAAAGAAGUGUUUGAUGAGUUUGGACACCAUCCAGCUAUGCCCAGGCAACUUCCCUUGUGGCCUGAGCCAAGCCAAGGCAGCCUUACCAAGGACAGAGUAACUAUGUAACUUGCUGUGGUAGUCCUUCAAGGUACCAUCCCACUCCUUGACGCUUCUUUGAGGUGAUGCCUGUGCCUUGCUUGUACCUUGGUUCUCCGUGUGAGUUCCAUGUUGACCACUUCCGUGUGGUCGGAUUGUCGUCAGUCUAGUCCCAUUCAUGACCUUAAACGUGUGUAGUCAGGGGGUCUGACCUUAGAAACUCCACAACCUUACUGGCAUCCUCUGCAGAUAUCAUCACCAGUAAGAGUAUUACCGGGCCUGCUUGACCUGUAGUAACAUAUAGGCUGAGCAGGACAGCACAGAGCUUAAACUUUGAAGUGUUGAGUUCAGCAUCAGAAGACUUGGUGCCACACUGUCCCAUCCUUCAGCCUUUCUGGAUAGCUUGUACAUACCCUAGGCAUUUGUAGCCUCUCUACUACUGACCUAAUGAAAGCCGCCUUUGUUACUCCUACAGGCGGGUCAUUAUCAUGUAAAUACGAAGAACCUCUUUUGUAAUUUUGCUACUUACCCUGUGAAUUGUACAGACUGCUACCCUGACGUGGUGCCAGCUAUUGUAUCGACUUUCUGGCUAGGGGCACCACCCACCCACCCACCCUUCUGUUUACUGCUAGGUUAGUGAUUCUCAUGUGUGGAAAUCGGCUUGGUUUUGUGAUACUUACGCCUAAUGAAACCAAGUAAUGAAAUGUUUGUUUUGCAAGCCUAAGAGAGUUACAUUUUAAGUUACUGAAAAUAGCCUUGUAAACUUGAAUUACGCUAGUUUUUAUUCUCAUGUAUAGUGAAAUGUAUUUAUAUAAAGAGGACGUUGUUUUGGCUGUUGAACGUCACCAUAACUUACGAGCGAUUCUCCUCCCUGGUCACCUGAGCUCACGAGGCCCAGAGAUGACAAGUGUUCUGGGCCUACGAGGGAGAGCUUCAGUAUUUUUGGAUAACUAAGGGCCAGUUUUACAGUCCAAUACAGCAAGUUCGUCAGCUCCCCAACCAAACACACAAUACCACGAAAAAUCCCUUGUGUAGCAUUUGGCGUUGAUAUAAAAAGAAGGAAAUUGUAGAAAAACACCCAGAAAAUCUCUUUAGCAUCUGGUAUUGAUUGGAAAUAAUGAACCACUAUGGAAAAAAAUUCCUUGUGUAGAGUUUGGUGUUGAUAUAAAAAGAAAGCUAUUGAAAACCACACAGGGAGUCUCGUCAGUAUCCGGUGGUGAGUGGAAAUAGCGGAUCAUUGUGAAGAAUACAGUUUGGAUUGGGCGCUGCGGUGUCACUGUGGUGGAUUGUGGAACUGGCCCUAAGAGUAACUAUAAAAUAAGAGGGUCCAAAUCUUUCCCUGAGUCACCCAUCCUCAUGUGUUACGACCUCCAGUCAUCCAGAAACUCCAUUAUUCAGGAUUGAUAAACGAAAGAAAGAAAAAAAAAGUGCCCAACAGCAUAUGAGUUGCCAAAUGCAUCUGCUCAGUAGAUAUUCUCAUGUAUUUUAUCAUACUUUUUUUUAUGUAAUUAAUUUGCUUUUUUUUUUUUUUCUUAAAUUCUACCACUUUUAAAUUGUACAUAACAAGUUGAUGUAAUUUAUGCUAAAUAUAUGUGUAUUUCCA